UAUUGAACCUAUUAAAGAUCGACACUUGAACCUCUCUGCUGAAUGAAAUACAUUGACUGAGAGUCAAUGGUUUUAUUGUUCUUAUGAAUGAAUCGUUUUAUAACUCUGCAUUACAUAGCCCCCCAACAGGAUCUGCACUGCAGAACUUUGUCUUGAUCUUCACAGAUAACAUUGGCAGGAGUGCAUGAGUCUGCAUAUGCACCUCAUGCCAGCAGAACAACGAGGGGAGGGUCCAGCGAGUUAAAGCGAAUGAAUGGUCCAGGUAAGGAUGGGGAAAAGUUGAGAGAUGAGCCAAAGGGACGGGCAGGGAACAAGAAACUCGAUAGAGCUUUGUUUAUAAGAAUUCAAACUGCAGUGCUUCUUUUUUCUAGACAGUUUUGAUUUUCUUUGGUGUUCAGUUUAUUUUCACUUCAUUCCUUUAAUUGAAUCUGAGCCAGGCCAGAGCUGCAAUGUGGCUGUCUCUGCAGUGAAAGUGCUGCCUGCCGGACUCUCCUUGAGUGAACCCUGACGGUGCACAGUUUGGCUCCAGCGCUGUCCGAUCCACUGCAGCUCUUUGACGUGAUACUGCUGAAGAGGGGCAGUUUACAAAAGGUACAACAUUGGAGCCACGCAUCUGAAUAGGGCAGAAGGGACAUAAAGUUGUGCUAAUAGUUCAACAGUAACCAUCUCGGACUGGAUCCCACACCUGCUCUGGAGCUGGUUUAGUUGCCAUGGAAGUCCGGUGGAGUGGGGCUGAACCCCCGAGGCUUGGCUCUGCGCACACAGCAGUCAGCUUCAUCCUGUCUGCGCUGUUUGGAGUGUGGUCUGUUCAGGCACUAGAGAUGUCUGUGGGCAAAGUCCCUUUUUUGGAGGCAGUCAACGGCAGCACUGUCAUGCUUCCAUGUACAUACUUCAGCUGCAUUGGAAUUAAAGACCUCUAUUUCAGCUGGCAGUUCAAUGAUAAUGGCACGAUGCAGAAGGUGUGUGAUUCGACGAUUCCCUCUGAGGGGGUGGAGCCUCACGUGGACAUAUACAGAGAAAGAGUGUCUUUUGUGGGAAUGAACCGUGAAAACAACAUGUCCAUCCUCUUAUGGAACAUUACCUUUGACGACGCUGGUCAGUACACCUGCUUCGGACGCAAUCCAAAGGAGAAGGGAAAGAACCACAGUGCCAUUUUUCAUCUCAUUGUGGUGGAAGAGUUGAGGGUAGUGGACAACACAGUGACCAUCAUCAUAGCCUCCUGUGUCGGAGGAGCCAUCGCGCUCUUAAUGGGCUUCAUGUUGAUCAAGAACUUCACACUCUUUGUUCUGGCCAAGCUUGAGGAAAAAAAUAAGGAGUGCCUUGUAACUUCAUCAGGGAUCGACAAUACAGAAAAUGGCCUCUCAGGAUCCAAAGCUGACUCAAAGCCAACACCAAAAAAGAAAUAAGAAAGUGCAUGUAUGUAUGCUCAUAAGUGCUGACAACUUUGGACCUUUUUUGCAUAUUUAUAUAAUGCUCACAUGCAAUGCAAAAACAGAUAAAGCUGGGAUCUGAAAAAUGUGCCUGGCUGUGGCCUUUUUGACAACAAAAUAUGCAUUGACAAGGUAAAAAAAAAAAAGUGCAAGUAAUGCCCAUCCCAUCGCAAAUUUUACCAAGUCCCAUAAUUUCUUCGAUCCUUUGAUAUGUUCAUCAUUUCUCUCAUUCUUAUGGGAGAACACAUCACUUGUCCAAAGAUACAACCGUGGCAUUGAUUCAUGUAGAGAUAAUGUACUCAAAGAUGUAAUCAUAAGCUUAAUCAAGUCUUUAGAUAGUAGCACUUGCCCUGUAUGCUUCUUACACACUAUCAUAACUUCUAAAACACAUACUGAACCUGGACGUCAAAUGCUUAAGACAGAAAAAUGUCUAUUUGGUAACUGGGCUGAGCACUCACAUAUACUCUAGUAUACUGUAGUAUAUGGUAGUCAGCUCUACUUCAGUUCUUAGACAACCCUUUUUCAUUUACAUUCUCUUAGUACUAACCAAAACAUUUGAAACCAAAUGUCUACAUUUUUUUGCUUAAAACACGAGUGCCUAGCAGUGUUUUGAUGCUUUUCGCAGAAAAGAACUCUUCAUCCAAUGUCUGAAACUAAACUACAAUAGGUUUUCAGACUGGAAAGCCAAAUUAGUUACCCACAGCUGUAAUAAAAGAGGAUGAUGAUGCUUUUAGGAUUUAUCUAAUCUAACAAUGCAUGUGCAGCUCCUCUCAUUUAGUUUUAGAAACUUGAAAAAAGGAAAACUGGUGACAUGAGUACUAAUAGAGCUACUUUAACUCCAGCUUUUCCUGCUUAAACCCCGAUGAUGUCACGGGUGACUAAAGCUAAUCGCUAUCUACAGAUAUUUUAUUCUUUGCCACAAUAUCACUGAAUCUUUUUACUUAACUAAGUGUCUCCAGAAAAGAUCAUGCAUUUCUGAUCAGUUAUAUAGUUAGUUAGUACUGUCACCAAUACUUAAGCAAGUCAAUAAUGUGAUGGGGGCAUCAUCACAGAGCCACUGGUAUAGGUCAGCUGUAAAUCAGGAGAGUAUAGUACAGCCUGUGCCAAAUGGUGACACUUCUACAUGUGCUGUGAGCAUCAUGUUUUGACUGUACAAUGCACACACUGGAAACACUGAACGCAGAUGUUGCACACCCAAGACUAUGAAUGUCUGUUAUCAUUACCUCUGGAGAGCGAGGGGGAGACAAACACUGUGUCUUUGGCAGACUUGAAUGUUGGCUGCCUUUUCAGUAUAGACCUCAUGUAGGAAGUCAAAGAGCAUUGGUGGGCCUAUUCUUAUGAUGACUGAAAAUGAUCCUGUUUAUAUUUGUGUCUCAUGUCUUCCGUCAUUGAAAUCGCUGAAGCAAUACUGUAUCAUGUGACAUUUGAAAUGAUCAAUAUUUUACGUGUGUGGUGGGGUUUGAUUGCUUGUUGCCUAUAAGGAGGUAAAAGCCCUUAUAACAGAUACAGAUAAAGUGUUUGUAGUGCCCAAGUUGCUUUAAAAUCUGGCUUCAAUAAUCUGCCCUGACAAAUUGUAUUUAAUUCACAUGUCUUUAAUAAGACAGCACACAAAGUCAAACUUUUUGCACACAUUAUUUAUUUUAUAAUAUUUGUUUUGACAUGACAACAAGCCAAUCUAUGCAAACAUAAUGAUAUGCUAUGCCCAUUCAAAUGAUCAGCAAUACAAGACAUAGGAAUACCUCCAAAUUGGAACCUAUUCUUUUGGUUGUAACUUGUAGGAUCAGAGGUGGGUAGAGGGCUUGAGAACAUGUACUGAAAAUUUUGAUUAUCUAAUGUGGUAUUUUCAAAUCGUAGACCACAAAAUUUGAAAAAAAUAUGUAAAAUCAGAAUGAUGGGGGGGGGGGGGUCUAUUCAGACAGGUACUGUUUUAUUUACUGAAGUCAUUGUACUUGAGUAAAUGAAAGUAGAUCCACCUCUGUGUAGGAUGUGUGGUAAAAAUGGAACAUCCAUAGUGAAGCAAGAGUAAAAUCCCUGUCAAGCUUGCAGUAUGCGCUCUAAGUCAUAUAGUGUUACUACUUACAUUACUGCAAUAAAAUAAAUGAAAAUGCUCUUUCUCGCUUUAAAAAGAUGUCCCAUUUUAGCCAUCAUCCAUGUAUAAGAGAUCUGGGUUUCUGUAGAGGC
Messenger RNA from Periophthalmus magnuspinnatus, 3611 nucleotides. RefSeq names its product sodium channel, voltage-gated, type IV, beta b (gene scn4bb). The record is from RefSeq and is a predicted model, not a curated record. Gene Ontology annotation, cellular component: membrane; voltage-gated sodium channel complex. Gene Ontology annotation, biological process: regulation of sodium ion transmembrane transporter activity; cardiac muscle cell action potential involved in contraction; regulation of ventricular cardiac muscle cell membrane repolarization. The transcript is spliced from 6 exons. Gene Ontology annotation, molecular function: transmembrane transporter binding; sodium channel regulator activity. Bases 711 to 1406 code for a protein of 231 amino acids. NCBI's taxonomy places the organism in Eukaryota, Metazoa, Chordata, Actinopteri, Gobiiformes, Gobiidae.